Molecule: messenger RNA, 417 nt
Organism: Lathyrus sativus (Indian pea)
Lineage: Eukaryota; Viridiplantae; Streptophyta; Magnoliopsida; Fabales; Fabaceae
Source: the annotation of a GenBank genome assembly
AUGGAGAAUGCUUUGCGAGCAUGCUGUAAAGGUAUCAAGAUUGGUAAAAUUCUUAUUCAUAGAGAAGGUGACAACGGUCAGCAGCUAGUAUAUGAAAAGCUGCCAAAUGAUAUCUCGGAUAGGCAUGUGUUACUGUUGGAUCCUAUUUUAGGCACAGGUAAUUCUGCUGUUCAGGCGAUUUCGUUAAUUUUAAGAAAGGGUGUGCCAGAGUCCAACAUUAUAUUUCUCAACCUCAUAUCAGCACCUCAAGGUCUGCAUAUGGUCUGCAAAAGAUUCCCAAGAAUAAAAAUUGUGACAUCCGAGAUUGACAUUGGUUUAAAUGAAGAUUUCCGAGUCAUUCCUGGGAUGGGCGAAUUUGGGGAUCGAUAUUUUGGAACAGAUGAUGACGACGAACUGGUGGAGAGCCGUUCGCGGUAG